Anopheles nili is the source of this 2183-nucleotide messenger RNA. RefSeq names its product WD repeat-containing protein 48 homolog. Gene Ontology annotation, molecular function: ubiquitin binding. The coding region runs from base 1 to 2040 and encodes 679 amino acids. Lineage: Eukaryota; Metazoa; Arthropoda; Insecta; Diptera; Culicidae. The record is from RefSeq and is a predicted model, not a curated record. Gene Ontology annotation, biological process: protein deubiquitination; double-strand break repair via homologous recombination. The transcript is spliced from 7 exons.
AUGUUGACGCAUAAGAACAAUCAAGCUGGACGGAAGAAAAUGCAGGUUUCUUUCGUCAUACGAGACGCGGAGGAGAAGAGGCACCGGAAUGGCGUAAAUGCGCUGCAGCUGGACAGUAUCAACGGGCGGCUUUAUUCGGCAGGCCGGGACGCUAUCAUACGGCUAUGGAACUCGACACAACCCAACUCGCACGAGCCGUACAUCCAAAGCAUGGAACACCACAAUGACUGGGUGAACGACAUCGUUUUAUGUUGUGGUGGACGCAAUUUGAUAAGCGCAAGUUGUGAUACAACCGUGAAGGUUUGGAAUGCACACAAAGGCUUUUGUAUGUCGACAUUGCGUACGCACCGAGAUUAUGUUCAAGCGCUAGCCUACGCCAAGGACAGGGAGCAGGUCGCAAGCGCUGGAUUAGACAAAGCAAUCUUUCUAUGGGACGUAAACACCCUAACAGCGUUAACAGCUUCAAACAACACAGUAACAACCUCUAGCAUAUCGGGAUCGAAGGAUUCUAUCUACAGUCUAGCGAUGAACCCAUCCGGAACAAUCAUUGUAAGUGGGUCGACGGAAAAUACGCUCCGAAUCUGGGAUCCACGGACCUGCAAUAAGAUAGCGAAGCUCAAAGGCCACACAGAGAAUGUGAAAGCACUAGUCGUAUCGGAAGACGGCACGCAAGUCGUCUCGGGUAGUUCUGAUGGAAAAAUUAAACUCUGGAGCAUCGGCCAGCAGCGGUGCAUUCAGACGAUAAGCGUCCACUCGGAGGGCGUUUGGUGCUUGCUGAUGACCGACGGCUUUUCGCACGUCAUUUCUGGAAGCAGAGACCGUAAAAUCAUCAUGACGGAACUCCGAAACCCGGCUAAUAGCGUACUCAUCUGUGAGGAGCAAGCGCCUGUUCUAAGCAUGUGUUAUAACAUUGACCAAACUGGCAUCUGGGCGACGACGUGGAACUCGGACAUACGCUGUUGGAAACUCCACAAAACGGACAAGCUCUGCACGACGGCAAGUACGGGGAGCUCAACGGCUGCGAACACGGUGAAAGGAUACGAAGUGGCAUGUAUUAAAGGUGGAGCUGCCAUCAAGAAAUUCCAUGUGCUAAACGACAAACGGUUCAUGCUAACACGGGAUACGGACGAUAACGUGCACAUCUACGACGUGUUGAAGGUAAAAAAAGUUGAAGACCUGGGCAAAGUGGACUUUGACGAGGAAAUCAAAAAACGUAGCCAACGAAUUUAUGUGCCGAACUGGUUCAUGGUGGAUUUAAAAACCGGGAUGCCAAUGAUCGUACUAGGACAAGAUGAGGUCGAUUGCUUCGCGGCAUGGGUGUCGGCGGAAGCUGGUCUAGCGGAACACGCCGAACCUGGCUCGGAUCCAAAGGUGAACUAUGGCAGCUUAUUGCUGCAGGCGCUGCUCGAGCGCUGGAGACCUGCGCCACCUCACCAUCAUCUGCAGGGUGGCGCUGUGGAGUUAGAGAACGGGUGCGACGGUGACAUUCGGGGAAAUGAGUAUUUCAGCGUACCGAAGCACACGCCAAUUAUUUUUAGCGAAGUUGGCGGAAGGAACGUCUGCCGGAUGCUUGUGAAGGACGCGGUGGGAGAGACGGAAAGCGCACUGUUGAACGAUGCCGUCCCGUCUUGGGUAACGAAUGUAGUGAUAGAUAGAACGCUACCCAAGUUCAUCAAGCUUCCGUUUUAUCUAUUGGCGCAUCCAUCGAUGCUGAAACAGGAUCGCAAUAAAAAGGAACGACUGAUUGCGAACGAGUUCAUCCAAUGCCGGAAGGUGUGCGAGCACGUAUUGGAGAAGGUGUUGGGAUCGGAUUUGCCGGCGGCCGGAAGCACCGGUAACUCGAAUUCCUCCCAAAACAACAGCCAAAGUGAUGGUAACUCCGAGAGCAGCCAGAUACCGGCCGAGGAACGGAUCGAGCUGUUAUGUAACGAUGUGCUUUGUGAUCCCAAUAUGGACCUUCGCACGGUGAGGCAUUUUAUUUGGAAGCAAUCGUCUGAUUUAACGUUCCACUACCGAACAAAAUUCAACUAUACCCAGUAAGUGCAGUAAACUGGUUGCUGGAGCAUGGUCAUGCAUGGUGGAGGCAAAAUUCAACUUUCCAACGUUCUUGCCAUGAAAUGGAGGCUUGUACAAAAGAUAGCAAAGAUGCGUAUUAAUCCUCAUGUAGUAGCACCGAAAACAAG